This is a messenger RNA of Ooceraea biroi (clonal raider ant), 1114 nucleotides long. RefSeq names its product pyridoxine/pyridoxamine 5'-phosphate oxidase. Gene Ontology annotation, molecular function: FMN binding; pyridoxamine phosphate oxidase activity. The record is from RefSeq and is a predicted model, not a curated record. Gene Ontology annotation, biological process: pyridoxine biosynthetic process; pyridoxal 5'-phosphate biosynthetic process. NCBI's taxonomy places the organism in Eukaryota, Metazoa, Arthropoda, Insecta, Hymenoptera, Formicidae.
AUUUUUUACUGUUAUUUGAAUUUUAAUUUCACUGAUUUUUAUUAGUAAACUUGAAAAAAUGAUGGUACAUUUUAUACAUAUGCGCUUGUAUGCGUGUACGUAUGUUAAAAACAUUUCUUUUGCAUUAUCUGAGAAUCAGCAGAUGCAAACUUUAUUAUUGAAAAUAAACAAGAUGUCUCUAUCCCUUUAUUAAAACAGAUAAACUUAUCUCUUGACAUGAUAAAUUGAUAAUGAUAUAAAAUAAAAAAAUCCCUGUCACUUAAAGAAUCAUAAAACGUAUACGAUAUUUGCUUCAAUUAAUUUGUAUACAUGAAUUACAGUUUGCGAAGGAAAUGGCAAGUAGAUUUAGUGUGGGUUUUGCGCGGAUUGAACCCAGUAAAAGACCCAUUGAGCUCUUCAUAGCAUGGCGCGAUGAAGCUACAAAAUUCCGAGCUGGAGUGGUGGAUGCCUGUUGUCUGGCAACAGUUUGCAGUGCAGAUACCGGUAACAAGGUCAGCUCGAGGAAUGUAAUGUUGCGUGAGUUUAAUGAAAACGGUUUCGUCGUCAUAACAGACGCACGUGGAAAGAAAGUCCAGGACCUGGAAAGCAAUCCAAAUGCUGCAAUGUGUUUUUUAUGGGCUUAUGAGGAUGACAGAAAACGUUAUGUUACACGACAGGUGAGGAUAGAGGGAUUGAUGAAGAAGAUGGAAAAACCGGCUUACCAGCAAUUAUAUGACAGAGAGCCGCUGUACUGCAAAAUCCGAGCUCACUUAUGUCAUCAAGAUCAACCGGCUGACUUGGAUGAUUUGAACAAGAAAUAUAAUGAGUUAAUGUCACAAGUACAAUCUGGAAUGGACUUACCGAUGCCGGAUCACGUGGUGGGUUAUCAAUUAAUACCCGAGAUGAUGGAGUUCUAUUAUGCAUGGGAUCAACUAAUCGCCGAUCGAGUACGUUAUACGAGGGAGUCACACGAAGAAUGGAAAUGUGAAAGAAUAACGGCAUGAUUUUGUCUCUAUUUUAUCGAAUUAUAUCGUUUAUUUUGUAACGUUUUAUAACGCUUUAUAAAUCAAGCCUAAUAUUACAUACUCCUUCCUUUCAAGCUCAGUAGUUUAUUUUUUAAUAAUAAAAUUUUUUA